Molecule: messenger RNA, 3228 nt
Organism: Mesorhabditis spiculigera
Lineage: Eukaryota; Metazoa; Nematoda; Chromadorea; Rhabditida; Rhabditidae
Source: the annotation of a GenBank genome assembly
AUGUCGACUCCAGUUCCUCCACAGCCGCCCAGAGCUGGCUUUCCGCAGCCGCCCAACAAUGGCAACUACCAGAUGCACAACAACUUUCCGCAACAUCCGGGCGCACCGCAGCCAACUCAAUUCCCGCCGGCGGCCACGUCGAGUUUCCCAGGAUCAGGCCCGAACUUCCCUGCUCCCGGCCAACCUCCGAUGUAUCCUCAACAGCCAGCUGGCUUCCAGCCUCCAGCUCCGGCGACAAAUGGGUACCCAGGCAGCUUUCCGCCGCCCCAGCCCCAGAUGACAAACGGAGCUGCUCACCCUCCUCAAUUCCCGCCGUCUCAACCUGCUGCCCCUCAGGCUCCCCAACAGCAGCACCAUCAACAACUUCAGCCGCAGCUCUCCAAGGGUCCGCCUGCCGGGAAUGAGGGUGCGUUUGCUGCCUACAAGCCGCCAGCGCCGUCGGCCACACCCACAUCUAUGCCGAAUAUUCCGAACAACUUGCCACCAGCCGGCCAACAUCCGCAGAAUCCGUUCCCAGCGGCUCCUGCGACUUCUAGCGCUCCGCCUCCGAACGCAUUCCCGCCGGCUCCUCAAGCUUCGGGCUAUCCCAAUGCUUAUCCUGCGCCUUCGGCCGGCUAUCCGCAACAACCUGCGCAACAGCCACCUGUGGCUCAACCGUACCCGCAGCCUGGUCCUCCAGCAAUGCCUGGAUUCCCGCCCGGAAUGCCCGGCCCACCGAUGCCGAAUCAGAUGAAUUUCAUGCAGCAGGGAAUGCAGAAUAUGAAUGUUGCCGGCCAGCCGUAUCCCGGACCACCUGGUGGGCCGCCCGGUCCCCCUGGUCCGCCUGGGCCUCCCGGUUUCCCGGGCGUUCCUGGUGCCGCUCCCUACCCUGGUGGCAUGCCUCAGCAGCAACAACAGCAAAAGCUCAACGCCAAGAUGAUGCCGAGUGCGGUUGCCGUCCGCGAGGAAGACGCAGUGCGCGCCGGGCUCUUCCCCACCGGAUUCCCCCAUGCCGAACACCCGCCGCUCGUUUCAACCGACUUCUUUGCGCAGGACCAAGGCAAUGUGAACCCGCGUUUUAUGCGGUCGACGAUGUAUGUGGCCCCACAGGUCGGAGACAUCUUGAAGCAUUCCCACCUCCCGCUAGCAGUUGCGAUUUCCCCGUUCGCUGCCUUGGAUCCGCGAGAGCGUGCUCCACCAAUCGUUGAUCUCGGACCACAAGGGCCAAUCCGUUGCCAGCGCUGCAAGGCUUACAUGUGCCCGUUCAUGGAAUUCCAAGACGGUGGCCGCAAAUUCCGGUGCCCGUACUGCCACGCUAACACUCAAGUCGAGGACGCUUAUUUUGCUCAUCUCGACCACACCGGCCGACGCACAGAUAUCGAAUAUCGUCCCGAGCUGCUCCUAGGCGCCUACGAAUUUGUUGCUACAAAGCAGUAUUGCAAGAACGGCGUUGCCCCGAAAGAGCCGGCCUUCAUUUUCAUGAUCGACGUCUCGUAUAAUGCAAUCCAAAAUGGCAUGCUUCACGUGCUCUGCAAGAAUCUCGAAACGAUCCUCAAUAGGUUGCCAAAGGAAUACGGGCAAGAGCUUUCUACGGUCCGGGUUGGUAUUGCCACGUUCGACCAGGCCAUCCACUUUUUCGACCUGAGCAGUCCCACUCCCAGCAUGAUGAUUGUCGGCGAUGUGGCCGAGGCCUUUGUGCCCAUGGUCGAUGGGCUACUCGUACCUUUUGAUCAAGGCGUCCACGCAAUUCGCACUCUUUUGGCUGAAAUUCCUCGUCUAUUCGCGCAGACCCGGUUGACUGAGGGAAUUCUGGGGCCGGUGGUGCAAGCUGGCUUGGAUGCUUUGAAGUCGGCGGAUCGUGCUGGCAAGUUGUUCAUCUUCACUACUUCGCUGCCCGGCUUCGAGGCCCCCGGCAAGCUGAAAAAUAGAGAUGACCGCAAGGUGUUGGGCACGGAAAAGGAAAAGACAGUCUUGCUGCCGCAAAACGAAUUUUACACGAAGCUGGGAGAGCAAUGCGUCAAGGGCGGAUGUACUGUGGACAUGUUCCUCUUCCCCAAUGCUUACAUUGAUGUGGCCACCAUUGGCCAGUUGACGGCUGUCACCGGAGGGUCCAUCUACAAAUAUCAAUACUUUGAUGCAGCCAAGGAUAGCCAACGCUUCCUGACAGACUUGGCGCAUGAUGUGUCGAGGCAAAUCGCCUUCGAUUGCAUGGUGAGGGUGCGAAGCAGCGCCGGCAUUCGCCCCGUCAAGUUCUACGGAUCGUUCUUCAUGGAGAACACGACGGAUAUGGAGAUCGCCUCAAUUGAUCAGGACAAGGCCUUCUUUGUUGAAUUGAAGCACGACGAUAAACUUACCGACCCGACGGCCGUCAUCCAGGCUGCCGUUCUGUACACCGCCGUCUCUGGACAGCGUCGCCUACGUAUCUUGAACCUGUGCCUGCCCGUCACCACGGAUUAUAAUCAAGUCUACCGCGUGGCCGAUCAGGAUGUUCUAGCGACGUACCUCUUCAAAAAUGGCGUGGAGAUCAACCGAGAGAAAGGGCAAAAGGACGUGCGCGAGUCCCUCACGAACCGUGUGGCCAAGAUCCUGGCGGCCUAUCGUGAAAAGUGCUCAUCGGAAGCGGCACUUGGCCAGCUGAUUCUGCCAGAGACGCUGAAAGUGCUGCCAUGUCUCGUGAACUCCAUUCUGAAACACGAUGCCAUCGCGGCCGGAAGUGAAAUGACGGUUGACGACAAGGCUUGGCUAAUCGAGACGAUUCGCGGAAUGAAGGUUGAAGAUGCCGUUUCCUUGCUGUACCCGCGAAUUGUAGCUGUAUCGGAACUUCAGAUCAACGAUCCGUCUGAACUCCCGGGCCUCCCUGCUCAGGUUCGCGCCUCGAUGGAAUUCAUGGAAAAUACCAAGACCUAUGUCAUUGACACUGGGAUCUGCAUGUUCAUCUGGGUCGGUCUGGGAACACCGGCGGAAUGGGUGCAGGAUGUCUUCGGUGUUCAAGCUGCCACAUUGGUCGACUCUGAAAGCCAUCUGAUCCCGGAAAAAGACAACGCGAGGUCGAGGGCUCUUCGGCGCAUCAUUGAUUUGAUGAAUGUGGGAAGCGCCCGAAGCCGCAAGCUCUUCAUCAUCAAGGAAAAAGAUGCGCUCGAGGGAUGGAUGAGGAAGUUCCUUGUCGAGGACAAGCCCGGCUCUUCGAACGCCAUGUCCUACGUCGACUACCUCUGCCUCGUUCAUCGCGAGAUUCGCAAUCUACUCUCC